Messenger RNA from Amoebophrya sp. A120, 1190 nucleotides. Lineage: Eukaryota; Dinophyceae; Syndiniales; Amoebophryaceae. The record is from the annotation of a GenBank genome assembly.
AGAUGACAAGCUCUAGCAGCUCCUCCUCUUCGAGCAGAAAGCGAACUGGAGAAGGCGAUCAAUACUUCGCGAGCUUCGACGUCUGCGGUGCGCCAGAAAUAAACAGGAAGGUGGUGACAUCGAGGAUCGAGAGCCGACUAGAGGACGCAGACAUAAUUUCCACUUCCACGACUUGCACUUGUGCGCGUGCGCCCAAGAAGGAGCCUACCACCGAUCAUGGUGCUCUCCCCCGAAGAGCGCGACUGGCAGGACCAGACCUGCGAGCGGUCGUUCGGCUGCCUUUCGGUGACCAACCCGCUCCGCCGGUCCUGCUGGUUGUGCGCGCAGAGCCCGAACUUCGAGCGGCUCGUGCUCUUUUUCAUCCUGGCGAAUGCGGUUUGCAUGGCACUCAUCGACUACCGCAACCCGGACUCCGAGCGCACGACCUUUAUCGAAAACUUGGAGACGGUAAGUAGAGCAUCAAAAUGGUGAAAGAUCCUUUACUGUUUUUUUUGAAGUAGCUCUCCCUACUGGUUGUAGUUUCUCCUCUUUACUUGAUGCAAACCAAUACAGUUCUUGUAUCCACAUGGACAAGAACGGACCGUUCCGCAACAAACCCAAAAGGUGUUCUUGAUUGUGUUCUCCCUGGAAAUGCUAGUGAAGAUGACGGCGUUCGGCAUUGCCACUGGGGAAACCGCGUAUCUCCGCGACCCGUGGUGCUGGCUCGACUUCGUGGUGGUCAUCACGGGCCUGAUAUCCUUCUCUCUCGAAGCCGCCGGGCAAACCGACAACCAAGAGUCCGCAGGGCUCAGCGUAUUGCGGGUCUUAAGGGUCUUGCGGCCCUUGCGGUCCGUUUCGCGACUGCCCGGUCUGCGGAAAAUCAUCCGCACUUUCUUCCUGUCCGUUUCCCGCCUCGUCAAUGUGGCUGCGAUGUUUCUGUUUCUCAUCGUGGUGUUCGGCAUACUCGGGAUAAACUUUCUGGGCGGGGUUCUCCACCGCUUCUGCCGCUUCACGCCCGAGCCGCUGAUCUUCUACGAUAGCACUGGCUUGGGGAAUGCAGGAACGGGGUUGCUGACUUGGCUGACUUCCGAGCCACACGCGAUCGACAUCGCGACGCAAGCAACCUUUCCGGCCGUGUUGCUGCAAACAAACCCUUUCACCAAUACAACGCAACUCACCGACGCUGCGAAAACCGCCAACCUCAUCGACCG